GGUCUGUGUGUGAGUGCAAGUAUAGGGCGUGAGGGUGUCGUCUCAGCUCGAGUUUGAAAUAUUUGCCCCCAAUCCCGUUUUCUAUUGGAGUGGAGCUACUUUGCCGCUAGAAAGGAAAGAAGAGAGACUGAAGUUACAGCUAAUCUCAUUUCCAUCGAAAAUAUGUGUAGACGUUUCCACUUUAUUCUUCUUUUGGUUGGAUUCUUACCUAUUUCUGAUGCUCAGCGAUGGGUUUGGAGGAGCCAGCGGUCCAGUCGUCGCCAGAUAUCCUCGCCCGGUGUCCCUCCUGCUGAAAACUUUGGGAAGCCUCCCCGCCUCCCCCCUCCCACAGGCCUCUUUCCCCUCGCUGGAAUCCCUCCCACGCUCUCUCCCAACGCGCCGUUCCCCUCUCGUAACCCUCCCCAACCCCCGUGAACCCCUUGAAUUCCGACCGCUAUCCAUAGACAUCUCCAAGCUUCCCCUGCAGACGUCUGAGGAAGUGCUACCACCGGAGGAAGUCGGCCUCUCGCCUCACGCCUUCACGCUUCCUAAUCCUCCUGCAGGGGACCUUCUCAGACAGAGCCUCGACCUCGGCGCCCCUCGUCCACGGGAGAUUCGGCAGGAUACUUCCUCCUUUGAUGCUUCAGAAUCCGGUCUCCCGCUCAGCAUUUCCAAUUUGGAUGUCAGAGGGGGUUUCCAGCUCGGCCAGACAGAGUUCAGCCGCUCACAAGCUCUAGUCACCGCUCCGGAUAUAUCACUACUUCCCUUGCAAGGAUCCAACGAGAACCAGGGACUGGACAGCAUUGGCUUCAUAAGUAGUCCAUCAGGGCUGCAAGAAUCGCUCAUACAAUCUUCAGGUUCAGGAGAGAACGUUCGUUUUCCGGAAAAGAUCGAACCCUUUACAGUAGAAAAUGGAAGAGACCACCUGAUUCUUGCGACGACCCGCAUUCCCAUCGCGACUCCAAGGCCUGUCCGCGUGUUCCUUGAGGAUAUUCCCUCCCUAGACGCCUCUCCUUUUCUUCCCCUGAAGAAAUCCCCCGAAACCUCUAAGAAGGAAACAAAUCCUAGAGACCCCAAGAGAAUAGUUGGCUUCGAGGAGCUCACCCGCAGCAACCAAAGCCCUUUAGAAGAAUCCGCCGCGUUUCCGAAAGGUGCUGAGAAAUUUAGUCAUAGUGUAGCGGAAGGUGCCAUCGAGGUCGUCGAAGCUCCCAGGUUCCCCCGGCUUUCGGACACCGUUGCUGACGGGACGAUCUCCGCUUCAAGCUAUGUGUUCCCUCCCCCAACAGCUCUGAGGGGAUCUUCCCUCGCUCUCCAGAAACCCACCCUCCCGCCUCGACCCAGCAGAUCCCCUCUUAGCGCCAGCAAACCAGAGCCGAGGGAAGAUAAGGGUAUAACCGUGUUAUUCAAGAAGCCUUCGGGUCUCAAGAAGGAGAGACGCGUCCCUUCGUACGUAUGGCUCUGGCCUGGUGAAACGCCGGCUUCCAGGGCCGCCAAGUUCUUCACAAGACCCUCCUUACAUGCCCUCUGAGACUUAGUGCUCUGUUGAUUUGUUUUGUAUUUUUAUUUUCUGUUUACUCUUACAAGAUUACUCUGUUGUUAGUAGUACAAUAUGUUCAGCUUUUUUAUCGUCAUAAACGAUUUUUUUAAUGAAAAUAAACUUAUAUUUAAAAAAUUCAUACGUUCUGUGUCAUAUAUACAGACAUUUAAACUCCCCCCACAUCUCUUUUACCUUCCUUUUUUUCUCUGAAAUUAUUGUAUUAGAAAAAUAUAGAAUUGUUUACAAUAAUGUUAGAAAUUAAUAUUACCUUAUUCAGUAUAGAAAUUAUAAUAAUCUGUUGUCCACUAUCUAAUAAGAGUGGAACAAAGUGCAUGCCUUAACAUGCGAUUUAUAAACAUUAAACUGUAGAAUUAGUGUUUUCUUCAAUGUAAGGUCUUAAGACUCUGAAUGUUACUUGUUACGAAAAGACUCCAAUUCUGCAGAGCAGGAAAUUAUUUC
Molecule: messenger RNA, 1975 nt
Organism: Penaeus monodon (black tiger shrimp)
Lineage: Eukaryota; Metazoa; Arthropoda; Malacostraca; Decapoda; Penaeidae
Exons: 6
Coding region: 218-1507 (429 amino acids)
Source: RefSeq, a predicted model, not a curated record